Messenger RNA from Chenopodium quinoa (quinoa), 3300 nucleotides. Its product is annotated as pentatricopeptide repeat-containing protein At5g42310, mitochondrial. Bases 114 to 2195 code for a protein of 693 amino acids. Lineage: Eukaryota; Viridiplantae; Streptophyta; Magnoliopsida; Caryophyllales; Amaranthaceae. The transcript has 4 exons. The record is from RefSeq and is a predicted model, not a curated record. Gene Ontology annotation, molecular function: protein binding.
GAUGUUUAGAAAAAUGCCAUUACAUAACCAAACUAUCGUCAAAAUCUAUUCCCUCUAUUACUCCACAUCAUCGUCUUGUUCCCACCUUUCACUCACUCAACCACAAUUGAAGCAUGAACACUUUCCUUCUCUCUCCUCCACUCCCCACCCUCUUCCCUCCACCCCAUCUCCACCACAACCACCACCCCUUCCUCUCUUCUCCACCUCUCCUCCGCCGCAUCCUCUCCUCUCCACCACCCUUCCCCACCACCUUCUCCGGCACCCUCUCCGACAACCUCACCACCGACUUCCGAAACGACGACGUUGACAUCCUCCCCACCUCUCGCAACCGCUACGACUUCUCCCCUCUCAUCAACUACCUCUCCACCACAUCUCCUCCUUCCGAAACCCCCACCAACUCACUCGACUCAACCGAGUUCCAACUCGCCGAGUCAUACCGCGCAGUACCCACUCACUACUGGCACUCCCUCCUCAAAACCCUCGCUUCUUCCCCCACCACCAUCUCCACCGCUUACGCUGUCGUCACCUGGUUGCAGAAACACAAUCUCUGUUUCUCUUACGAGCUCCUCUACUCCAUCUUAAUCCACGCUUUGGGGAAGUCGGAGAAGCUUUACGAAGCGUUUCUCCUUUCGCAGCGCCAGAAAUUGACCCCGUUAACUUAUAAUGCUUUGAUUGGAGCUUGUGCUCGAAAUGAUGACCUCGAAAAAGCCCUAAAUUUGAUGUCUAGGAUGCGGCAAGAUGGGUAUCCUCCUGAUUUUGUGAAUUAUAGUUUGAUUGUGCAGUCAAUUGCGAGGACGAAUAAUAAUAAUCAUGGGGAUUCGUCUGUUUUGGUUAGAUUGUAUGAGGAGAUGAAAUGUGAUAGUGUUGAGCUUGAUGCUCAGCUUUUGAAUGAUUUGGUUGUUGGGUUUGCUAAGUCUGGGGAUGUUGAUAGGGCGUUGUGGUUUUUGGGUGUGGUUCAGGGGAAUGGGUUGAGUGCCAAGACUGCUACGCUUAUUUCUGUGAUUUCGGCGUUGGGGAAUGCCGGGAGGGCCGAGGAGGCCGAGGCCGUGUUCGAGGAGCUUAAGGAAGGUGGGUUGAGGCCUAGGACGAGGGCUUAUAACGCGGUUUUGAGGGGAUAUGUGAAGGCUGGGAUGUUGAGGGAUGCUGAAUCCAUUGUUUCGGAGAUGGAAAGGGUUGGGGUUUUGCCUGAUGAGCAUACUUAUAGCUUGUUGAUUGAUGCUUAUGCGAAUGCUGGGAGGUGGGAGAGUGCUAGGAUUGUGUUGAAAGAGAUGGAGGCUAGUAAUGUAGGGCCUAAUUCGUUCGUGUUUAGUAGGAUUCUAGCUAGUUAUCGCGAUAGAGGGGACUGGCAGAAGUCGUUUCAAGUGUUGAGGGAGAUGAGGAAUUGUGGGGUGAAGCCUGAUAGGUUAUUUUAUAAUGUGAUGAUUGAUGCUUUGGGGAAGUAUAAUUGUAUGGAUCAUGCUAUGGAUACCUUUGAGAAGAUGAAAUUGGAGGGGAUCGAGCCAGACAAUUGUACAUGGAAUACAUUGAUUGAUAGCCAUUGUAAGUGUGGGCGGUAUGAUAAGGCAGAGGAGUUGUUCAAAGAGAUGCAAGAAAGUGGGUGCGCGCCUUGUAUAACUACGUAUAAUAUUAUGAUCCACUGUUAUGGUGUGCAGGAGAAAUGGGAAGAGGUUAAGACUUUAAUGGGAAAGAUGCAGGGUCAAGGAUUGUUGGCUAAUGUUGUGACAUAUACCACUCUGGUUGAUAUAUACGGGCAAUCAGGAAGAUUUAAGGAGGCCAUUGAAUGCCUAGAGGUUAUGAAAGCGAAUGGAUUGAAACCUUCGGAGACCAUGUACAAUGCCUUGAUCAAUGCCUAUGCUCAAAGGGGUUUAUCAGACCAAGCAAUUAAUGCAUUUAGGCUCAUGCGAGCAGAUGGCCUCAAGCCUAGUAUUUUAGCUCUCAAUGCACUGAUCAAUGCAUUUGGGGAGGACAGAAGGGAUGCUGAAGCAUUUUCUGUUUUACAGUAUAUGAAAGAAAAUGACUUGAAACCUGAUGUAGUUACAUAUACAACCCUUAUGAAAGCGUUAAUCCGUGUUGAAAAGUUUGAUAAGGUUCCUUCUGUCUAUGAGGAAAUGAUAUUGUCUGGCUGCACCCCAGAUAGGAAGGCUAGAUCAAUGUUAAGAUCUGCACUGAAGUACAUGAAGCGGAUGCUGAGAUGAUAAUUAUAGCAAAUCAAUCUUCCAGCAAAACCUGAUGAUACGUGACAAAAUUGAACAUAAUUGUUGUUUUUGAUGGGGUUAGUCUUCCUAACUAUCCUCAUGAUCUCAGAAUCUGUUACGUAGGUCUAAAAAUGUUUUUUUUUUUCAGCCUAGUCAGAUAAUAAGUUUUUAUUCAAAUACAAAGUACGAAUUAAUUUUUAAUAAGCAUGGAUAAAGGUCAGGGAUUUAAGGAACUGCAUGAUUUUCCUUGGUUCAGUUUCCCUCAAAACCUCUGUACAAAAGAUGAUAAGAAGCCUUCCAAAAAUCCAAAUACUUAAUUUCUGUGAGUAGGUUAAUGAUUAAGAAGAAUAGUAUAACCUCCAUCCUUUCAGAAUUAGUAGUUUCAUUGUCUGCAAAAUGUUGUCACCUUCUGAACAGUGAUUAAAUUUUCUAAAUUGGGAUUACCUACAUAAAGUGAUGCAGAACUGGCAUCUUUUAUUAAGGCAUUCGGGUCAUUCUGUGAUAUCAUGUUUGAUCCUUAAUUGUGAGGGCAUGAGGCAAUGUGACUACUAAAUACAUAUGGAGGGGGUGGCUCCUUCCAGACAGGCCAGAAUUGGCACCAGGCUGAAGGAGUCGAGUCAUCUUUGAAAAUUUGACAAUUGGAUUUGCAGAAAUGAUAACCUGCCAUUCAUUAGUCCUCUAUGAAAUAAAAGCUAGCGAAAGAUAAAUCAUUACAUUAUAUUACAAGCAAAUUAUAUUUUGCUGAAAAAUGUUUCUGCUUAACUUUUUUCUUCUGGAUAUGUUUUACAGUGCAGGUCGUAAAGAUCUGUGAUCGUGUACAUUCAUUUGUAAACUUACCCCUGUUGCCUCUGUAGUUACUAUUAUUCACCAUAGUUGCAGAAAUCAGAAGCUCAUAACAGACCUAGUUAGAAUUUAGAACACCUUUAUGGCUUUAUUGUAAAAUAGUUUGUAAUUUGUACAUGCUUCAAGCUUCAAUUACUUGAAUAACAGCAUCACAUUGACUUAUUUUUUUGUACACCUGAUAACAAAUCUGUUCCAUGAUGUAAUCUUAUAGUUCGAUUUAUGCCUUUUGCCUUAAUCUAUCUCAGAUUCUAGUUUAUGUUUA